AACAACAACAACACUAUUAUAGAAUGGAGCGCUCGCAAAGCUGCAGCAAUUUCGAAGGCGCGCCGGAGGCGUUGCACGCCUCUGUUGGUGUCAACAAGCCGCUAACCGGCAGCAGCGACAACCUGCCCCACAGACUUGCCAGCUGCAACCACAGCAGCCACAUGUUGCCCAGUUUUCCGCCCAGCAAACCGUUGCGCAAACGCAAACGUCUACAACGCCAACAAUCGAUCAUUGUCGAUGAUGAUGCGGAUGACGAUGAUCAUGAUCAUCAUGAUCUGCUGAGCUGUGAGUGCGCCUAUGCCGCCGAUCUGGAGGAGAAUGCCGAUGGGGAUCUGGAGAUGUCGGAGCCAGUGGUCAUGCCACGCCUGCCGCAGCGCCACAUCUUGGCCAACAGCGGACGACAGCUGCGGCACGAGGAAUCCUUCGACUCGAACAGCACGGCGCCCGAGAUGAGUCCGCAGGCGGUGCGACAGCAUCGCUUCAGCAGUCUGCUGCUGCGCGACAGCUCCGUCUCGAUGCAGUCGGACUCGAGCCGCUAUUCGAGCGUCGACAGUCUGCUGGAGUCGCGCAAACCCGAUCCGGAGGCCAUACUCAUCAAUCUGGGCUUCGGGCCCGUCGGCACCGAGGACAUGCUCUCGCGCAUACCCAAGCGUUUCCUCAAGCCCUCCAAGGUGCCGGGCAUCGAUACGGAGGCGUUCGUCAAGCGUCUGCAGCUGGCCAGUUCGCUGGCCGACUCCAGUGCCCUGGGCUAUCGCGGACUCACCUCCAGCUCGGAUCAGCCGCCCUCGUCGAUUGUGGCCAAGAUUAUGGAACGCUUCGAGGUCAACAAUCAGCGCAAACAGUCCAUGGGCAAUAUUGAGCAUACGAUCAGAUGAGACGCCGAUUCAAUACCAACUAUCUAUAACCAUAUGCAUAAUAUAAAUCCAAUGAAUAUCUGAAAUUGUGCAACCUAGGCUAAGUUACUAGUUAUAUCUACAUACAUAGCAGCCAGCGAGCGGGGUUUUACCCGACCUGCGGGAAUUUUUCUAUUAUUAAUGUACAUUAUUAUUAUAUAAAGAUAAUAUACUUUAUUGUCAUGUGAUGUUUAUCUUGUCCAUUAGGUUUUAGUUGUGCCGCGUACUUAGCUUUGUCUAUUGUUUUACCUACCGAUUCGGGUUUAUUUUUACUUAAUAUAAUCUCA
Molecule: messenger RNA, 1180 nt
Organism: Drosophila navojoa
Lineage: Eukaryota; Metazoa; Arthropoda; Insecta; Diptera; Drosophilidae
Gene: olf186-M
Product: Ki-ras-induced actin-interacting protein-IP3R-interacting domain olf186-M
Molecular function (GO): signaling receptor binding
Source: RefSeq, a predicted model, not a curated record